Messenger RNA from Vitrella brassicaformis, 2938 nucleotides. The record is from the annotation of a GenBank genome assembly. Lineage: Eukaryota; Vitrellaceae.
GCGAUGGAUUUCGCUUGUUUUGACCCUUCUACGGACGACAAUCUGGUGCCCGAGCGGAUCUCCUACCGACUGGCCGUCGAUGACGAGUCGUCCGUCACUCUCGCGGCAGCCUUCUCAGCCAACGGGCACCUCGUCGCCACGGCAGCCGUCACCAACACAGAGGACGCAGCCAAACCCGCAAGCGGCCACGAAAGCAGCGGCGCCUCCUCAUCGAGUGCUGCCGCCAAUGGCCAUUUCCUUCAUGCACUCGCCGGCAGCGGGAGUGUCAUUCAUCUCUUCUCGGCGGCCAUCCGCGAGCACGUUGCCACCGUCGGCAGUGUGCCGUUCCGCGUCACGCAUCUCACAUUCGCCGACCAUGACCGCACUCUCAUCGUCUUCGGACCGGAGGCAGUGCAAGUGAUAGAUCUCAUGCGGCAGGAGGAGGGCGGCCACGCACACGACAAGCCAAUGCGGCUGCCGGGCGACAGGCGGCUGCGGGAGCACCGCGACUCGCCGCGCGUGGCCUUCCUCGACGGGUCGAGCCAGGAUGGAUACUAUCGGUUUGUCGUGAACCUGACCGACGAGGAGACCACUGGGCCGCAUGUGCUCAGGGUGGACGUAGUGAGCCGCGCUGUGAGACUCUCGCCCAUCCUGGACCCCUCAAUGGCUGCCAAGUACCGCAAAGACAGCAAGGGCAAGGAGGCUGCCCGGUCGCCCACCGAGUGGCCCUUUGCCGUCAUUCGCAAGAGCAAAACCGACGCCCCUCCCUCCCCGGCACACUCCCCCUCCCCCUCUCCCUCUCCCUCCCUCUCCCCCUUUCAGCACAAGAGGCCCUACCCGCCCCUUCUGCCCCCUCCCUCCCUCGGCGAGCCGGCGAUCGUCAUCGCAGCGCCGAACAAUACCCUGCUGGCCUUCAACUCUGCUCUGCAGCUGGCCGGGAGGCUGGCGAUGGGUCGCAGCCAGUUCGGGGGCAUCUUCCAGCUGUGUGCGCACGAGCACGGCGAUAGCGACGUGCUCGUGGCCAUCGAGCCCGAGAUGGUCGUCUUCAUCCAUCUGACCUACCCUAGGUCAGGCGACGGAGGAGGGCAGGAGGACGGCAAGAGCAAGAGCGGCAAGAGCGGCAAGAGCGGCAAGAGCGGCGCGGGCCGCAGCCAGCAGGGCGACGCCAACCAGCAACAGCCGGAGGAGGAGGGUGGCGACGUUGAAAUGAAGAACGCCAACAACGGCAACGGCAAGGGCAAUGACAACGCGAAUGAGGACGAGAACGAGUCGAGCGAUGGUGAUGGUGAGGAGGGGGAGGAGGAUCCCGAGGACAUGACUGGCGAGAUGGCGUUGAAGUUCCUGGCGCGGCAGCCGCCGCCCUCGUCGGGCGACAAGUACGUCACGGGCUGCUUCAGCCUCUUCCCGUGCCUCAGAGCUGUCGCCAUAUCGGCAUACUCGUCGGUGAGGGAGGAACAGGCUCACGGAUGCGUGCUGUGAUGUGAUGUGAUGUGAUGUGCUGUGCAGAUGAACAUAUACCGUAUGUAUGUGUAUGACGUCGAAAGCCAUGAGGAGCACCACCGCCUCAAGAAACUCGAAGUAGACACCACCAAAAUCGGACUCGUCACACGGGUGGGUCAGUGGGUGGGUGCGGUGCGUCAAAAAUUCCACUCACACAUACACAACACAUCAUGGGUCGCUGUGUGUGUGUGUGUGUGUGUGUGUCAGAUCUGUUGGUGUCCUUAUGAGUGCAAGCUGCUGAGCAUGACGACCGAGGGCUCGGCACUCCUGUGGCAGCCAAGACACCGAGACUCCUGGGCCAACUUCAUCGCCGGUAAGUGGAGGGCAUGCAGUUGGCAGCCGACAGGCACAGACAUACAAACCGUCGCUGUCUGUCUGUCUGUCUGUCUGUCGGUCAGGCUUUGUGCUGACCGAUCGCAAUCGCGAAUACGUAGAGGUGAGGAUCAAUGUUGGCGACAUGUGUGUGCAUCAAAGAAGGGUCGUUUCUGUUGCGUCCGUCUGCCUGCCUGCCUGCCUGCGUGCAGCGGGAGGAUGAGUUUGACGACCCUGUGGCGGACAUCGAGCGGCGGGAGAGGGAGGACGCCAUCAAGAUUAAAGAGCAAAGGGACGCCAUACACGCACAGAUCAUGCAAAUGCCCCCCGACAGGUACGCAUUCACGCGCGAUGGUUUCGGACGGGGAAGGUGGCCCAUCCCGUGUGUCUGUCUGUGUGUGUGUAUGCGUGCAGCCGUCCGUUUCAGCAGCUGCCUGCUGCCCUGCCCCUAAACGACGAGUGGAUCAGCCACACCGUCCCGCCAAAGAUCCCAGAGUACGCACCUCACACCAUCAAACACACACACACCUGCACAGUUCUCCCCCUGCUUACUUGCCAUGUGUGCCGUGCAGCUACCCCUUCCUGGACAUCGAGAGCGUCUGCUUCCCCGCCCAAGAGCACAUCCCAAACACGUCCACAUCACCCGACGACUCGUCAUCCCUCACCUCCUCGCCGCCCCGAGGGCGACGGGCACACCGUGACGCUCACAGCCACAGCCAUGGCGCCGACAAGAAGAGGAAACUGGUAUACAGGGGUGAGGUCGAGGGGCCGACCAUCGAGAGCCGCGUGACGGAUAUCGCCCCCGGGCCGCUAGUCGAGUAUUUCGGCAAGGUGGUGGCGGAUGCGAGGAGGUGGGGGUUUGGGUAGAUAGGUUCGGUAUGGUAGAUGCUUGUGUGAAUAGCUGAGCGGUGCCUGCGUGAGAUAUCAAAUGAUGCACAAGGUUGGUGGGAGAUGGACGGAAUCUAUGGGCCAUUUAGUCUUGUCACGGCCAGUCGGGCUGUCUUUCAAGAGCUGCUGUCUAUGCUUCGCUGCAUUUCUGACCCACAGAGGCGCAGCUACAGGUGGCCAGUAGCAGUUCAGAGACAGCCAGAGUGGUGAGAGCAAGGGAUAUAGAGACACGUGUAAAUGAAAAGCUUCUGCUACCCGG